AUGGAGGUGGAAGACUCGUCGGAUAAGAGGGGCCCCACACAGGAGCACAGGCCCCGGUCCCAGUCCCCGUUCUCCCACUUCCGGAGCAGAGCGGCGUACCUGCGGAAGAGCGUCUCCGCCGACGACCACCUGGACAUCGGCUCGGAGCCCUCGGUGGGAGCGGCGACGGAGAGGAAGACCGGACGCACCAAGGGCAAACUCAAGAGGAAGUUUGUGAUCUCGUGUGAUUCACGCGUGAAACGCGACAAAACGAAAUGGGACCUACUGUACUCCAACUCUUACUCCAACUCUUACUCUUACUCUUACUCCAACUCUUACUCCAACUCUUACACCAACUCUUACUCUUACUCCAACUCUUACUCCAACUCUUACUCUUACACCAACUCUUACUCUUACUCCAACUCUUACUCCAACUCUUACUUCAACUCUUACUCUUACACCAACUCUUACUCUUACUCCAACUCUUACUCCAACUCUUACUCUUUCUCUUACUCCAACUCUUACUCCAACUCUUACUCCAACUCUUACUCCAACUCUUACUCCAACUCUUACUCUUACACCAACUCUUACUCUUACUCCAACUCUUACUCCAACUCUUACUCUUACACCAACUCUUACUCUUACUCCAACUCUUACUCCAACUCUUACUCUUACUCCAACUCUUACUCUUACACCAACUCUUACUCUUACUCCAACUCUUACUCCAACUCUUACUCUUACACCAACUCUUACUCUUACUCCAACUCUUACUCCAACUCUUACUCUUACACCAACUCUUACUCUUACUCCAACUCUUACUCCAACUCUUACUCCAACUCUUACUUUUACUCUUACUCCAACUCUUACUCUUACACCAACUCUUACUCUUACUCCAACUCUUACUCCAACUCUUACUCCAACUCUUACUCUUACUCUUACUCCAACUCUUACUCCAACUCUUACUCCAACUCUUACUCCAACUAUUACUCCAACUCUUACUCUUACUCCAACUCUUACUCCAACUCUUACUCUUACUCCAACUCUUACUCCAACUAUUACUCCAACUCUUACACUUACUCCAACUUACUCCUACUCCAACUCUUACUCCAACUCUUACUCCAACUCUUACUAUUACUCUUACUCCAACUCUUACUCCAACUCUUACUCCAACUCUUACUCUUACACCAACUCUUACUCUUACUCCAACUCUUACUCUUACACCAACUCUUACUCUUACUCCAACUCUUACUCCAACUCUUACUCCAACUCUUACUCUUACUCUUACUCCAACUCUUACCUUACACCAACUCUUACUCUUACUCCAACUCUUACUCCAACUCUUACUCCAACUCUUACUCUUACUCUUACUCCAACUCUUACUCCAACUCUUACUCUUACUCCAACUCUUACUCCAACUAUUACUCCAACUCUUACUCUUACUCCAACUCUUACUCCAACUCUUACUCCAACUCUUACUCCAACUCUUACUCUUACUCCAACUCUUACUCCAACUAUUACUCCAACUCUUACUCUUACUCCAACUCUUACUCCAACUCUUACUCCAACUCUUACUCCAACUCUUACUCCAACUCUAACUCUUACUCCAACUCUAACUCUUACUCCAACUCUUACUCUUACACCAACUCUUACUCUUACUCCAACUCCAACUCUUACUCUUACUCUUACUCCAACUCUUACUCUUACACCAACUCUUACUCUUACUCCAACUCUUACACCAACUCUUACUCUUACUCCAACUCUUACUCCAACUCUUACUCCAACUCUUACUCUUACUCUUACUCCAACUCUUACUCUUACACCGACUCUUACUCUUACUCCAACUCUUACUCCAACUCUUACUCCAACUCUUACUCUUACUCCAACUCUUACUCUUACUCCAACUCUUACUCUUACUCCAACUCUUACUCCAACUAUUACUCCAACUCUUACUCUUACUCCAACUCUUACUCCAACUCUUACUCCAACUCUUACUCCAACUCUUACUCUUACUCCAACUCUUACUCCAACUAUUACUCCAACUCUUACUCUUACACCAACUCUUACUCUUACUCCAACUCUUACUCCAACUCUUACGCUUACACCAACUCUUACUCUUACUCCAACUCCAACUCUUACUCUUACUCUUACUCCAACUCUUACUCUUACACCAACUCUUACUCUUACUCCAACUCUUACUCCAACUCUUACUCCAACUCUAACUCUUACUCCAACUCUUACUCUUACUCCAACUCUUACUCCAACUCUUACUUUUACUCCAACUUUUACUCCAACUCUUAUACUUACUCCAACUUACUCCUACUCCAACUCUUACUCCAACUCUUACUCCAACUCUUACUCUUACACCAACUCUUACUCUUACUCCAACUCUUACUCCAACUCUUACUCUUACACCAACUCUUACUCUUACUCCAACUCUUACUCCAACUCUUACUCCAACUCUUACUCUUACUCUUACUCCAACUCUUACUCUUACACCAACUCUUACUCUUACUCCAACUCUUACUCCAACUCUUACUCUUACUCUUACUCCAACUCGUACUCUUACACCAACUCUUACUCUUACUCCAACUCUUACUCCAACUCUUACUCUUACUCUUACUCCAACUCUUACUCCAACUCUUACUCAAACUCUUACAUUACACCAACUCUUACUCUUACUCCAACUCUUACUCCAACUCUUACACCAACUCUUACUCUUACUCCAACUCUUACUCCAAAUCUUACUCCAACUCUUACUCUUACUCUUACUACAAAUCUUACUCCAACUCUUACUCCAACUCUUACUCUUACUCCAACUCUUACUCCAACUAUUACUCCAACUCUUACUCUUACUCCAACUCUUACUCCAACUCUUACUCCAACUCUUACUCUUACUCCAACUAUUACUCCAACUCUUACUCUUACUCCAACUCUUACUCCAACUCUUACUCCAACUCUUACUCCAACUCUAACUCUUACUCCAACUCUAACUCUUACUCCAACUCUUACUCUUACACCAACUCUUACUCUUACUCCAACUCCAACUCUUACUCUUACUCUUACUCCAACUCUUACUCUUACACCAACUCUUACUCUUACUCCAACUCUUACUCCAACUCUUACACCAACUCUUACUCUUACUCUUACUCCAACUCUUACUCCAACUCUUACUCCAACUCUUACUCUUACUCUUACUCCAACUCUUACUCUUACACCGACUCUUACUCUUACUCCAACUCUUACUCCAACUCUUACUCCAACUCUUACUCUUACUCUUACUCCAACUCUUACUCCAACUCUUACUCCAACUCUUACUCUUACUCCAACUCUUACUCCAACUAUUACUCCAACUCUUACUCUUACUCCAACUCUUACUCCAACUCUUACUCCAACUCUUACUCUUACUCCAACUCUUACUCCAACUAUUACUCCAACUCUUACUCUUACACCAACUCUUACUCUUACUCCAACUCUUACUCCAACUCUUACUCUUACACCAACUCUUACUCUUACUCCAACUCCAACUCUUACUCUUACUCUUACUCCAACUCUUACUCUUACACCAACUCUUUCUCUUACUCCAACUCUUACUCCAACUCUAACUCUUACUCCAACUCUUACUCCAACUCUUACACUUACUCCAACUUACUCCUACUCCAACUCUUACACUUACUCCAACUUACUCCUACUCCAACUCUUACUCCAACUCUUACUCCAACUCUUACUCUUACACCAACUCUUACUCUUACUCCAACUAGGGCGGAGCCAUGA
Messenger RNA from Knipowitschia caucasica, 3750 nucleotides. The record is from the annotation of a GenBank genome assembly. Lineage: Eukaryota; Metazoa; Chordata; Actinopteri; Gobiiformes; Gobiidae.